This is a messenger RNA of Tetrahymena thermophila SB210, 2484 nucleotides long. RefSeq lists its product as hypothetical. NCBI's taxonomy places the organism in Eukaryota, Ciliophora, Oligohymenophorea, Hymenostomatida, Tetrahymenidae. The transcript is spliced from 8 exons. The record is from RefSeq and is a predicted model, not a curated record.
ACAAAGUUAAAAAAUACAAAUCAAUUAAUUAAUAAUAAUAAUUAAAUUAAAGAAAAAAAGAUAGAUAAUUGGGUAGAUUUCUUUGUUAAAAAACUAGAUUAUAGCAUUAGUUUAAAAUAUUAUAUCCAACAGCUUAUUUUUUUAAAAUAAAUUCAAAUACUGAAAAUGACAACUCCAAAAGCUAAGACAAAUAGCCUUUUAUAUGCAAAGUUGAUAAACAAGAAAAGAAAUUAGUCAGCAGUAGAUAUUGAAAAAGAUUUGAAUUUGAUGGAAUAAUAGCAGCAAGCAUUAUAAAAUAGCUAAAAUUAACAGUAAAUUUUGAAGUUAAAUAAUGAAAACUAGUCCAACAAUUGCUCAUUCGAUUAAAAUAAAAGCAUAGGCUAUUUUUCCAAACAAAGCGAUGCCUAUUAUGGAAAUAUGGAUAAGAAAAGUUAAGAUAAUUUGGACUAUAUAAAUUCGUUAAUGAAUAGUCUUAAGUAAAAAGAAAUUCGUAAUAAUUAGAAGAAAAUAGCUAUGCAUAAUAGAACUAAAAGCAGUAUGGGGUAAUAUUCUUCAACUCCAUCUCAAUAAAAUCAAGCAAAGCAGUCUUCAUAAAAUGAUUUGAAUAUGUCAACAAAUACCCUCAGACACACAGAUGCAGCUAAUAGUCAUUAAACUUCUUUUGAGCUUUAAUCAAAGACACACAGAAACAGUAAUUUAAGCAGCAAUAAAUUAGACUCAAAAGAAGAAAAUCAAAACCAACCUUCUUCCUAGAAUUAAAUUUAACAGAAAUCUCUUUCUCAUCGCAGUUUAAAUGAAACAUUGCCUAUAUUUAGUAAAUAAAAAUAAUCUGAAAAGAGCAGUGAUGCUUUAUAAAAAAGCGCUCAUGAUACUAGUUAAAGUGAUUGUUAGAAGGUUUAAGGAUAGCAUAAUAAUCUCAGCUUUAAAAUAGACUCGGGAAGAAAUUCUAUUUAAAAACAAUAUUAAUAACAUCAAUAACUCAACUAGUUAAAUAACUUAGAGAGUUUGUCUGCUCACGAAACAAACCAGUCCACCGGAGUUUCAGUAUAAAAAACUGAUUAGGCCUAAUUUUUGUAGUUUUUAGGAAAUUAUGUGACCUACUUAAGCUAGCCAGAUGAAUCACCUUCAUACACUUCCUCAAAACCUAGCACCUAGGCUUAUCAAAACAAUUUCUUUAACAGCUAAAAUAGCGGCUUAGGUAGUAACAAUAAUAGAUAUCUCUAGAAUUCGCAAAUUUAAAAUAUCCAGAUAUAAAACGAAUAACUUAUAAAGGAGAACAUGAUAUAUAAAUAAACAUGUGAAAAAAUCCUUGGAGAGAAAAAGGAGUUAUAAUAUUAAAAAAAUUUACAGUAGCUUGAAAUAUCAAAAUUAAUGACUUAAAAAACUGAAGAUAAAAAUAAAAUUGCACAAUUAGAAAAUGUGAUCAAAUAAAUGCAAUAAAAAUACAACGAGGUUGUCUUUAAAUUAAAACAUACAUAAGAUAAUUUGGCUAAAUUAACUAUUGAUCGUGAAAAUGAUCAUUACACUCUUAAAUAUGCUUUAUAGUAAUUAUAAUCUCAGUAAUAGAAAAGCAGCGAAAUGAGUACUUUUAAAUCAAAUUCUAAAAAUUCUUACUCUUCACAGAACUUUAAUUAUUCAUCUAAAGGGAAGGAGAGUAUGAAUGAGCUUAAGUUUGAUGAUUUUGAAAAUAAUAGCCAUUUCUUUAGUGUUCACAAUUAAAAAUAUGGCCAAUAAUAAAAGAUGCUCAAACCUAAAUCUCACUUAAAUUUCUAAAAAGUGCCUUUGAAUAUGAAUAGAUCAAACUUCCAAUAAGAAGAUAUAUAUGAAGGUGAAGGCAUACAUAACAAUACAGGAAUCUUUAAUUAUUCAAAUCCCAAUAUUGUGGCAGAGGUAAAUGAAAUUGAAAAAUAAAACAUGAGUAUAAAACCUUAAGUAAUAAAUCAAAAUAUAAUGAAUUUCGGAUAAAUCUAAGAUAAUGAAUAAGAAAUUGAAUAUGUAACUGAUGACAAUCUAUUCAAUGAAUAAUACGAAGCUGAAAAUUAAUAUUAGCAAUAUGAAAUGCAACACCCAUAGAUUAUUGAUAAGCAAAAAUUUAUUAACUAUAAUAAUCUUACUUAAAUGCAGUAAAGUAAUAAAAAAUACCACUCUCUCCAUAUGAGGAAUCCUUCAAACGAUGAAAAGGGAAAUAUCAGUGAAUCUUUUUAUUAGAACUAUUUAUAAAACUAAAUGAUACAUGAAAUAAACAACAAAUCUUAAUACCAAUAAGGCGAAUAAAUAAUAACUAAUCCAAAAAUGUAGAAAUAAGAUAUUUAAUUUAAGUCUAAAGGAAAUAUACUUAAAAACAGUAGCAUUAGCAAUUCGCAAUAAUCAAGCAAAAUAAAUUUUAACAGCAGUAAUUUAAUUAUACCUAGUGGAGAUUACUAUCAUGAUUUAAGCUAAGCUGAACUACAAAAUAAUUCUUUAUCAAUCCAUUAAUUAGAAUGA